Messenger RNA from Bombus impatiens (common eastern bumble bee), 4469 nucleotides. RefSeq names its product tudor domain-containing protein 7 (gene tapas). The coding region runs from base 1 to 3312 and encodes 1103 amino acids. The record is from RefSeq and is a predicted model, not a curated record. The transcript has 16 exons. NCBI's taxonomy places the organism in Eukaryota, Metazoa, Arthropoda, Insecta, Hymenoptera, Apidae.
AUGGAAAGAGAAGAAGUAAUAAAAAAUGUACGUGCAUGUCUCAUAUCUUCAAAAGGUGGAGUCAAGAUGGACGAUCUAAAUAAAGAUUAUAGAUUGCUCAUUGAUGAAAAUAUACCAUUUCGAAAGUUAGGGUACCAAUCUUUGGUUGCCUUUUUACGUACUGUCCCUAGUGUUAAAAUUACUGAGAAAGGAAAAGAUUGUUUUGUGGAGGCUGUACCUACUGGAGAAUCUGCACAUAUUACAAAGUUAAUUGCUCGACAAAAGACAGCAACUAAAAAAUAUAAUAAAAUGGUGAAUACCAAAAGACCAACGCCAUUUCGUAAGCCUAUGAUGACAAGAAAUUUUGGCAAUAUAAGAAGUUUUAACAAUAAUUUAUAUUCACAAAUGAGUGGAAAACAAAAUAUGUAUUUUCCUGCAAUGUCAACCAAAAUUACUAUUCAUCAAAAUAGUGAGAAACCCAGAUAUAUACAAUCUAAUUGUGGUAUACCACCAAGUUCUCCUAGUAAAAGACUGAAAGAUAGACAAGUGAAUUCUGUUUUAUCAACAAACCAAAGUAUUAACAAGUCUAAAGAUGAGACACAAAUAAAGAACAAUCUAAGGACAGUAACAUCUGUGAUAAGUCAACAUUCAAAGAAUGCUAAUAUCAAUGUGGAAAUGCUUCCUAAAAAAAUUUCAAGUCCAAACGACAGACUUAAAGUAAAUCCUAUUCCUUCAUUGAUGGAUAUACGCACCAACAUUUCAACACUGCCUCAAUCACCUGAAGUGUUGUCACCUUUCUCACCUGGACAAGUUUUAGCAGAUGGUAAAAUGAAACUUCAACAAUCAACAAAAUUACCUGCGGCAUUAGGUAAUACUAGAAAAAUUGUGCCAAAAUUACAACCUACUGAUCCAAGAGAAGAAUUGAAACGAAGAGCUAGUGUACUAAAUCUUCCAGAACCUGUGUAUCAAAUCUGUCCUACAACAAUUAAAAAUACUAAAGAACCGGCUGUGUUUGCACAAGUUAAGAUUGGUCCUCACGGAUAUUCAAGUUAUCCGGAACAAGCACAUACUGAGGACGAGGCACAAAAGCUUGCGGCGAAAUUUGCCUUGCUUGAUCUAACCGAAAAAUAUGGUUCAUCUUCCUGUUUUAAUGAAACUAAAGACAAAAGCAUAAUAAAAGAACGAGUUUUGUCCAUAAUAGAUGCUCAUCCAAAUGGUAUCUUUAUGCAUCAGAUACCCAUGUAUUAUAAACAACAGUACGAGGAAAUUUUACCUGGAAACUGGGAAAAAGUUAUUGAGACAAGCUCAGAAAUUGUUUUAGAAAAGGGUGUAGAUAAUUCGGUAAUUCUACGUCGGUUUACCUCGUCGGAUUUACGUGAAAAGAUACGAAAUACAACAUCAUUAAAGACAGAUAAAAUACUACUGCAUCCAAUUGGUCCUGUUGCACCUGGACAAUUGCAAUUACCGGAAGAAGAAUUUUGGAUUGUGUCUGUUACAUACGUUAUAAGUACUGUUGAAAUAUGGGCUAGAAUUGUAGGAGAUGCAUAUAGUGAUGAAUUUGACAUUAUGACCACCGAAAUGAGUAAACAUUACAGUAAUAUUCAACAAUCUCUAAAAGCACCACUUAUUGAAAUUGGAAAUUACUAUGUUGUGUUUGAAGACGAAUCAUGGCACAGAGUUCGUUGUGUAGAUUUUAAUAUCACAACUGGAAUGGUUACAGUUUCAUUUAUCGAUUAUGGUGAUGAAGAUAUUUACCAUUAUAGUAGAUUACAAAUAUUGGAUAAAAAGUUUUGUGUGCUUCCUGCUCAGGCAUUAAGGCUGUGUCUUUAUGGUUUGGAAGAUUUCAAUGACUGUGAUAGCACUGUGAUAGCAAUUGAAAAAUGUCUGCUUGACCGUGCUUUAUAUGUUGAAGUACGAAAUCGCAAGAAAGAUCAGAAUGAUCUCUCUGCGACAGUUGUGUUUUAUGAUACGCAUGGACCAGAUGACAUUAAUUUAAAUUUAGAAUUGUUUAAACAAAUCUCACAAAACGUAUUAGUUGCUCCUAAAUUAGAUGUUGAGGGACAAGUAUCAGAAGUAUUUAUUUCUCAUGUAGAACAAAAUGGUGAUGUUUAUGUACAAGUGCAGUCUGAAAGUAUGAAACUUUUGGUUAAUUUAUUAAAUCGAUUAAUAUGUACUGGACUAAACACAGAAGAUCUAGAGAGUUGCAUCGUAACCACAGUUGAUUCUAGUAAAACAUAUUUUGUGUCAGUAAAUAAUAAUUGGUACAGGGGGAAAAUCGUAAGUGACAGCUUUUACAAUCAAUUAAGAGCAUUUUUAAUUGAUUUUGGUAAGACUGUCACUGUAACAAAAAGCAAUCUUCUUUCUUUAGAAACACUAUCUCAAGUUUUAGCAAAUUAUCCUCCUCAGGCAUUGAAGGUACAUCUUCAUAACAUUGAUAAAUCAAUGUUCAAUGAAAAGAUGGUUGCGAAACUUGUAGAACUUGCACCAAAAGGUGAACCACUUAUUGUAAAAGUUGUAUCAUCUAUAAAGGGGACACCAGUUGUGGAAUUAUUUAAACGAAUUCAACCAAGUAAUAUGCUUGUUUCUGUCAAUAACACCUUAGCUCUUGAAGAGGAAAUUACGAAAACACAUGGGGAUGGUAACAAUAAUAUAAAACCAAGGAAACGCAUCGAACGUAUGAAUUCUAAAUUCGCAGGAAGUGAAGAUGAUGACGUUGUAAAGUCUUUAAAACCACCAAAAAUUUCAGGCAUUGGCGAAUAUUUUGAUGUUCAUGUAACAAUGGCUGCCCAUCCCGGAAAUUUUACUGUUCAACCAUUUGACGAUAAACGUUCAUUAGAGUUAAUGAUGAUUCAAUUACAAGAAGCUUGUCAAGUAUACAAAGGUCCAACUCCAACUCCAGAAUCAGUAAAAGAAGGCAAACUUUAUGCAGCUCAACACAUUGACAGUCACUGGUAUAGGGUAUGCAUUUCAAGUAUCAUUAAAGAAAAUAUGGUUAGCGUUUACUUCUGCGAUUUCGGAGAUGUAUCAGUACUACCAUUAAAUAAAUUACAACCUUUGAAAAGUGAAUUCUUAGAACUACCGUAUCAAGCUAUUAAAGCAAGACUUGCUGGUAUACGACCGAUUAACGUUGACUGGUCUGUUGAAGAUAGUUUAAGGUUUCAAGAAUUAGUCGUGGAUAAAAAUUUUGUAUCAAUAGUUUACGAAUCUAAGUCUGAUGGAUUUUCCCCGGCCGAUACUAUAUUGGGUUUAAAAUUGAUAGAUGUUAAUACAGCUGAAGAUAUUUACAUCGAUCAACUUUUAAUUGAGGAAGGUCGAGCUACAUUAAAUGAUUAAAGCGAUAUAUACUUGGAUACAGUUGAUAUAAAAUAGGAGUAUCAUAGUGAACACUAAUGGUUAAAUUAGUUUUGACAAUUUCGGCAUGGAAUACAUGUAUUUGUUUCCUACGUAAAUGCUAAGUGAUAUCUUUGUACAGUUUUACUGUUUUACGCUCGAGAAUUUAGUUGUUUGUAUAUAAAAAUAAUAUUUCUAUUUAAUAGUAUAUGCAAAACCCAUAGCAUCGUUAACUGUUCUAAACAGAAGUAAUGAAAAUAUAAUAGAAACUAUAUGUAUAUGAAUGUAUCAGGUCUGUAAGUAUGAAACCGGAAUUUGCCUAUAGAUGGCCCUAGCUGAUAAUGUAGUUAUCACUACUGCGUCAUUGAUGCCAAAAGUCUUUGUUGACAUUUCACAAACAUUUUCGACUCAGAACAAUACAAGUUUCAUACAACAGCAUAGUUUGCAAUAGCGUUGAACAUGUUAAAUUUUGUGCCUGGAAACUACGAUUUGCGGACAGAAUUGAUUUUCUGUUACCAUUUGAAGAAAACUGCUGCAGAAUCGCAUCGAAUGCUUGUCGAAGCUUACGAUGAGCAUGCUCUUGGUAAAUCACAGAGCUUUGACUGGUUUAAAAAAUUCAGAAGUGGCAAUCUUAACGUGAGGAACGAAGAACGUGGAAGACCACCGAAAAAGUUUCACGACAGCGAAUUGCAAGCAUUGUUGGAUGAGGAUGAUGCUCAAACGCAACAACAACUCGCUGAUCAAUUAAACGUGACACGAGAAGUCGUCUCCAUACGUUUGAAAGCCAUGGGAAAGAUCUAGAAGGUGGGAAAAUGGGUUCCAUAUGAACUGAAUGAAAGACAGCAGGAAAACCGAAAAACCACUUGCGAAAUGUUGCUCGCUAAAUACAAAAGAAAGUCAUUUCUCCACCGAAUUGUGACUGGCGAUGAAAAGUGGAUAUAUUUUGAGAAUCCUAAGCGUAAAAGAUCAUGGGUAGCUCCAGGCGAACCACCGACAUCGACUACAAGACCAAAUCUAUACACAUACGUACGUUUGGUACGUAAUACGUGUAUGUGUACAUUAUACAUAUACAUAUAUUAUCUAUGUCUAUAUCUAUAAUUAUGUCUUUGAAAAGUUAUAGCUUUUUAUUUUUCAAGAAAAUAAUAAUUUAUUGAACUAAC